CUCCAUUCAGCAGCGGCGGCGCGGUCUCGUGAUUCUUAGUUCCCAUCUGAGAGCAAUAUGGCUACCUUCAGCAAAUCUAUUCCGCAUAGCUGCUAUGAAAUCGGGCAUACAUGGGAACCUUCUUGUCUUGUGUCAUUUUACCAGAUCACUCGUGGAGCUCUAGAUGAAGCUUUUAAAAUCUAUGCACCAUUGUAUGUUAUUGCAGCCAUUCUUAGACGUCGAAAGUUGGAGUACUAUGUUUACAAAUUAUUCCCAGAGAUCCUGCAGUCUGCAUCGUUUCUUACAGCUAAUGGUGGCUUAUACAUUGCAUUCUUCUGCAUUUUGAGGAGGCUGUUUGGAAAAUUUUAUUUCUUGAAUCCUGGAUUUCUUUCUGCUUUACCUGCUUCUUACCUGGCCAUCCUCAUUGAGAGGAAAAGCAGGAGGGGUUUGUUGACAAUUUACAUGGCUAACUUGGCCUCAGAAGCAAUAUUCCGAAUGUUUGUUUCAAGAGGCAUCAUUCGACCAAUAAAACAUGGAGAGGUCCUGUUGUUUUGUGUUACUGCAGCGUUAUACAUGUUCUUCUUUAGGUGCAAAGAUGGCCUGAAAGGUUUUGCAUUUUCAGCACUAAAAUUUAUUGUUGGGAAAGAAGAGAUUCCAACUCAUUCAUUUCUCCCAGAAUUGGUUUAUGCAAAAGCAUCUGAGAAGAGCAGUGUGACACUGGAAAAAGAUGUACCUCCUUCCAGAAGACGUAGGAUAUCAGUCAUUGAUAUAGCAAAGAAACUGGCAGAUACAAUAUGCAGAUAUGGACCAAGGCAUAGAUGCUGUAAACACUAUGAAGAUAACUGUAUUUCCUAUUGUAUUAAAGGUUUUGUUCGAAUGUUUAGCGUUGGUUAUCUGAUUCAAUGCUGCCUUCGAAUGCCAUCAGCUUUUAGACACCUGUUUACCAAACCAACCCGGUUACUAUCUUUAUUUUAUAACAAAGAGAACUUUCAGCUUGGAGCCUUCUUAGGAUCUUUUGUCAGCAUUUACAAGGGUACAAGCUGCAUCCUGCGAUGGCUGAGAAACUUGGAUGAUGAGCUUCAUGCACUAAUAGCUGGGUUUCUGGCUGGCCUGUCCAUGAUGUUCUACAAAAGCACUACUAUCUCCAUGUAUUUAGCAUCCAAACUUGUAGAGACCAUGUACUUCAAGGGCAUUGAUGCAGGAAAAUGUCCUUACAUUCCUCAGGCAGACACCAUUAUCUAUGCUGUCUCUACAGCCAUCUGCUUUCAAGCAGCUGUGAUGGAAGUCCAUAACCUGAGACCUUCUUACUGGAAAUUCCUCUUAAGACUGACAAAAGGACGAUUUGCACUGAUGAACAGAACAGCACUGGAUGUCUUUGGUUCAGAAGCCUCAAAGUCAUUUAAUGGAUUUAUCCCUAAACUGGAUCCAAGAUAUACUGUAGUAAAGCCAGAACUACCCAUUGACCUGUCCUGAAAAUACAUUAUCCCUGGGAUAAAGCUGAACAGGCUCAUUAUUUACUUCCAUCUCUAAGAAAUUCAUUCCCCUAUACGGUACCUUUGUGGAGGAAAAAACAUUGUACUCUGUAUAGGGUUGCAUCACUGAAACAUGAUUACAAAUGACUGCAGGAAUCUGAGAUUUCUAGGAAUAUACAGAGGAAUAAUUAAGUCUUCUUCAAAGAGGAAUAUGUGAAACUGAAAACAACGAAAAGGUUCAGAGCAAACUAGAUUCCUGCUUUUGUUUUAAAGAUUUAACUGUGUACAAUCUAAAAAUUUACAAAUAGAAUGACGAUAACUUUAUGAAUGUUUUAAUCUUAUUUUAACUGCACAACCAUAUCCGUGCAGAAGUCUUUGUUAAGCUGGUUGCAAUCAGAAAGGUGAUAUAAAUACUCAAUUAAUUAUUGUUCGAACGUAAAGCACAGAAUUGCACAUUAGCCUUUGUCAUCUUUCUCCUGUUCUGUUUCAUCCAUAGCACACUAACACCAGCCCUGCAUUGUACACAUUGUCACAUUUCUUGUACUUAUUUUUCUUUUAAUCAAGGUUUCUUCCAUUUGUGCAUUAUAAUAGCACAUAACAUGCAUCAGACUAGCACUUUCUUUGUGUAUGUUUUUUUUCUUAAAGUAAUUUCUGAUAUAGUUUCAGAUAAAUAUAUAUGGUAUCCCGGAAGUUCUCUUCAUGGGUGUUGUGCCGUGCAUGUUUAGUACCCAGAAAUCAAAAGUAAAAGGGAGACGUUUGAGUUUCUGAAGGACAGCACAAAGAUCACAGCUCUGCUGUAUCUGUCAAGAGUACUCCCUUGCAUCACUAAAAUAUAAUGUAUCAUGACUUUUUUUUUUAACUAUCACAGCUUGUAGGGAUCUAUUUUUUAAGAUGAAUGGCUGUUUAAAAAAAUAAUUGUAACUUGUUUCAUCAGAGUGGAUAAUUUAUUGAAUUAUUGCCUCUCAUCAGAAUGUAGUGGUCUUAAAGCAUUGCUGUUCCUCUUAAUAGUAAAUCUUUUUUAAUAUUCCUUAAUUUGUUGUUUACAUUGGUGAGCUUUGUGCAUUUCAGUGGAUGGUUCUUCAUUUCAGUGGGACCCAGUUCCUGUGAUUCAGAGUUGAUGAUUCAGAAAACUUUUUUGUUGUCCCAUCUCAUGUUAAGCCCUUUCCUCGUCUUUUUUAUAGUGUGAUGUACUGUCAAGAACAAAAAUAACUUGAGGUAUCUACAAGAGGCACUUUAAUUAAUAAAACAGCAUUUCUUUAUGCUUCUGUGGUCACAUCAAAACCCUACAAUUUUGUAGAUCACGGAAAGGAAAACAAACUACUCAGUUUUAGACUUCAUAGUUUCAUUGUGUGGCUUCAAAAAAAAAAUGAUGCCCCAUAAUUUAAAGUGAGACCUAAUUUCUGGAAUGUUCAGCUUCUUUUUGCAUUAAAACACCUUGCAUAUUUUCAAUAUUUCAAAUUCUUCAAUGCCUAGACCACGGUUUAUGGUUUAUUGAACUAAUAUGUUGUUGCUGUAUCUGCAACACACAGCACUCUUCCUGUAAUCUGCCUUUAACUAAAUGUUGUGGGAUUUGUAGCACUGGGCAAAUGAAUUAGAGAUAUUCCCAAAUCUCCCAGCAGAUGAAUUAGUCAGUGCAGGUAAAAUACACCAAAUAGCUACCCUUUUGUAGCUUGUUAUAUGGGACCUAUACUGUUUCGAAACAGGCAUUCCACUAUCUGUUGUAAAACUGCAUUGCGACAUUAAUUGUUCUUAAUGAUUGUAAGGCAGCAGACUGCAUUCCAUGAUGUGUCUAUUUAGUACACUUUAUUUUCAUUAUACGCUGAAAGCUUUCCUACAUGGUGGGCACCAUAAAAUGUGAAUACUAGACCUUAUUCUUUUAGUUGAGAUGAAGCCUUGAAGUAUGAGUUAUGGAACAUUCUCUUAUCUAGAACAGUUUACUUUUUGUAUACUACAAUAAGUUUUACUAUUAACCAACAGAAAAGGCUUAGCCAUGGGAAGUCUGUUGUAAACCCAGAACAGAUUUUCACCCAUGCUUUUUAUCUUCAUUGCCAGAAAUGCAGAAUCAAGUUCUCUCUCUCCUUGUCAGGAUUUGAACAGAGAAAAUAUGACCUCCUUUCCCAGGCAUAGUUUUCCUGUCCUAAACCCAAGCUAUCGUAAUUUGGCUGAACUGAUUACAUCUUAAGCCGUAGUUAUGUUCUUAUACUAAAACUACAGCUAUGUUCACUAUCUGACUACAUACAUGCUGUCAGGCCCCUAAUUUCUGAUGGGACAGAAAAAUAUCCUGCAGGCAAAGAACUAGGCUGAGGAAUGACUCACUUUUGGUAUGGCUGUGCUGAUAUCUCCUCCUGAUCUUGCCAGAUAAAACACUGUCCAUCACAGCUUUUUACUACUCUUCAAAGACAUCAGAUAUGCCUGUAGUGUCUCAGUUUCAUUUGGUUAGCAGCAGUCCCUUUUUACUUGUUCACUUAGAAAUUGAUGCCUUAGUUUCUGUAAUGUUGUGCUCUUCAUUUAAUUAUCUCCCCAAGAUUGAGUAUUCUUCCUAAAACGCAUAUUUAAACCAUCUGGGAUGUGUACCUUAUAUGUAUCUCUGACAUUUAUCUGUAUCUCACUAACAAUCAUCUUAUGAAGACUGAUAUAUUUGGUAAAGUAGUUUAGGAAUCACUUAUUCCAUGGUGCUUGUGUGUGUGUGUGCGAGUGCGUGCGUGUGUGCAUGUGUGUGUGUGUGUGUGUGUGUGUGUGUGUGUGUGUGCGUGUUGGUGUGCAUGCACAAGAAAGGCAUUGUACAUGAUUUUCAGAGCUUCUGUAAGUAAUUAUUGAUCAAAAAGACGUGCAUAAAUACCUGAAAUUAUUUAUCAUUUUGUUUUAGUAUAUCUUACUUGGUUUUAUUGCAUUUACCAGAGUUUCACAGUGUUGUAUUCUAAGGCUACUGUGUCAACAGUGAUAGCAACAUUGUUAGAUAAGGACUUCACUCUGUACUUUAAGAUUGUAAAUUGUUUUUUAGCGUGAUAAUUUUAACAAGAAUACAGUGGGAGUCAUACCUGAUAUAACGUACGACUGUGAUGAAAUUUACUUUUUAGGGAAAAAUAUGCUGCGUAUUUAUUUUCAGAAAUGUUUUUGUGGAAAUAAUGUAUGUUAGGCAUAGGUAUACUAUUAAAUUAUAUAUAGAAUUAGGAUAAAAUGGUGCCCUGUAAAAUUUGUUUUCACUUGAGAAUGUCACUGACGGUCCGACAAGGAGAAUAGCAAUAACAUUAAAUCACUUUUUCAUUCA
This is a messenger RNA of Protopterus annectens (West African lungfish), 4719 nucleotides long. RefSeq names its product transmembrane protein 135 (gene TMEM135). The transcript is spliced from 15 exons. NCBI's taxonomy places the organism in Eukaryota, Metazoa, Chordata, Ceratodontiformes, Protopteridae. The record is from RefSeq and is a predicted model, not a curated record. Bases 58 to 1452 code for a protein of 464 amino acids.